Messenger RNA from Macrosteles quadrilineatus (aster leafhopper), 2750 nucleotides. Its product is annotated as noggin-2-like. Bases 203 to 961 code for a protein of 252 amino acids. Gene Ontology annotation, biological process: negative regulation of cell differentiation; negative regulation of BMP signaling pathway; dorsal/ventral pattern formation. NCBI's taxonomy places the organism in Eukaryota, Metazoa, Arthropoda, Insecta, Hemiptera, Cicadellidae. The transcript is spliced from 2 exons. The record is from RefSeq and is a predicted model, not a curated record.
GGCCACACGUCGGGUAGGGGGGGCCAGUGUGGCGGAGCCCUGCAGUACCGUGCCAGACGUGGUGGUCUAGUACCGUGCGUGCAGUCGUGUAGCCGUGCAGUGCCAGUGACAUGUUAACAUUCUAACCUUUUGACACCAUGUUCUCCACUAUGGAACCCCACUUUGGCCAACCCCUUGGAGGAUUUAGUUUCCAGAAGUGAAAAUGGAUGUUGAAGCUCGGCUGGUGCACCUCCUGAGAGUGCUGCUCCUCGCCACCGUCGCUGCCAGCCUGUCCGACCACCGCCUCCCCCUGUCACCCCACGACCUAGGACUCCGCCCUGCCUCGCCCGAGGACGCACCUCCGGACCUGAUAGAAGACACCAACAGGUACCACGACCCGCGGCCUUCAGAGCUCAACAGCACACUGCUGCGGCACAAGCUGGGGAAGAAUCUUGACACUUCCUUCAUGAGUGUUUCACGUCCCAGGGACUCCAAGGAGUUCUUCAACCACUCGGACUUCCUCUUCAGGAGGAACCGCCGAGGACGGCUUGUGCCCGUGGGAGACAUGCCGAGGCACCUGAAAGACAUGGACUUUAAAUUCGUCAGACUCCCGGACGGCACCAAGUUGAGAACGAGGGUGUCAGCGAAGUUAAAGAAGAAGUUGCAACAAUUUCUGUGGGCGUUUACUUCUUGCCCGGUUUCUUACCGCUGGAAGGACCUGGGCUUGAGGUUUUGGCCACGGUGGCUCAAGGAGGGUCACUGUCCCUCGGGGAAGACCUCCUGUUCCAUCCCCCCGGGCAUGAAGUGUCGACCGUCGUCCACUGUCCACAAGACCAUCCUCCGAUGGCACUGCCGCUCUCCGGUGUUCAACAACGCCGCUCUGCAGCCCCAUCACAGGUUGUGUAGUUGGAUCAAGGUGGAAUACCCGAUAGUGACCCAGUGUUCGUGUGCGUGUCCUGGGCAAAACAAUUCCUACUCUUGAACCCCCCCCCCCUUGUACAUUGUAAAUACUGUAGCUAUGAGUGUCAAGCGUGCGAGAUUUGUGUGUGACUUGCUGCUGAACUCUUGUGGUUGAAUUAAUGUUCAAUAUUUCAAGUUCCUAUUUCAUUUUGUUAUUAUUAUAUCUAACUUUAUCCAAUGAAUUUGAAAAUCCAUAAUCAUUAUGUACAAUAAUAGUUAAUUUACACGUGUAUACAGUAUGAAUUGUUUCAAUUUUUCAAUCAUUAUCUUAAUUGUUUCUAGUCCGAUUUAAAAACGUACACUUACACUCUUUUCAAAAUAUAGUAUAAUACUUGAUAAACUUGAUUCCAUUCGAUUUAUCAUUAAAUAUUUCAAGUGAAAAGAGAUUUUUCGAAUUUUUUAGUGGACAUUUACGUAUGCAAAUAUUAGAUAAAAGCUUUAAUUAUUUCAUUUUAACUUUACUAUUUAUGUUUUGCAAUUUGAUAGGUGGACAUCUACAAAAGUUCAGUAGCAGUUGUAGGGUGUGUAAGGUUUGCAAUCGCUUUAUUUAUGUAUUUACCAUUGAUAAGGCUGAACAAAAUAGUGUUAAUAUAAACGUAAUAAGUGUAGUAUUUAUUUUAACAUUACCAUGUUUCAGAUAAAUAAGAAUUAGAACUUGAAUUUAGUGGUCUAUUGAACACUUGGAAAUGAGUACUUUACGUAGUAUUUUGCCACGUGAAGAUGUAUUUUAUAGAUAUAGCACCUCCUAAAAAGACCCAAAAAAUUAUAAGUUAAAAAAAUCAUUACUAAAAAAAUCUCCCAAGAAAACGUGUUACAACUAUUACCUACACAGUAAAAUUUUGCAAUAAAAACUACUAUUUAAAAAGAUAAAUAAUCUGUUAAAUUACUGUAUUACUCUACCUCAACUGUUUCAUUUUCUUCAUUUCGUGAAGUUAUAAAGUUGAUAACAGUAAGUAUUAAGCACCAGUUAAAUACUGUUUUCAUCACUAUUCAUUGAAUGGUUAACAAUUUAUUUGGACCUUUUCACCACUUAUAUUCCGUUCACAAAAUUUAAGCGAUUUGAGGGAAAGUUAACCUUAAUACUUUUUUCUUAAUAUAUUUGGUGCAGCUGAUUGACGUUUUGGCAAACCCCAGCUGUUGAGCUAUUAUUUUAAAGAUAGGAUUAAGAGUGGAGGGGAUUUACAUUUCUUCCCCUCCGCCUAGAUUAUGUGAACGGAGUAUAGUACAGUUUAAGCUACCUUGACGCUAAAUAACCACAAAGACUGAUUCGAUUGCUUUAAUGUAACUUGUUACAGUAUUAAAAUAUGUUCGCUCUUUGUAUGCAUGUUAAACGGCACCGUUUAUAUUCCGUAGCAGUAAGAAUUUAAAUCAGAUGUAAAAUUUUUGAUCAAAUUUAGAUAAUAGAGCGUAUUUUGUAUUUUACUUUUAAAUCAUAAUUUUGUUUGUAAAAACGUGUUUCAGUUUUAAGCAAGUUCGCAAGUGGUUACUAUACAAAAUUGUACAGUGCCUGAACUUUUUGUAUAAUUUCCAUACUUAGGCUGUAAUAUAUAUUAUUUAUAUGAUUUCAAUAAAGACUUGUUAAGCGUAUGGCAAACACGAACAGUUUUCUGACUUGUAAUUGGUACAGUUGUAUUAUUUUUGUGUCCAUAUAUCUUGUUGGACUUGUAUAAAUAACUUUUAAAAUGUGUAACUUAUUCAAACUGGUCGCCCUAGAUAGCAUGAUUAACUUUUUAAGACAUAGUGAAAGGUUUUUUCUUAAAGGACCUUGAGACAACAUGCAAUAAAUAUCCAUAAUUAUUAGGAUUCUGUGU